This is a messenger RNA of Frieseomelitta varia, 990 nucleotides long. RefSeq names its product 39S ribosomal protein L47, mitochondrial (gene mRpL47). The record is from RefSeq and is a predicted model, not a curated record. Gene Ontology annotation, cellular component: mitochondrial large ribosomal subunit; mitochondrial ribosome. The transcript is spliced from 5 exons. Bases 117 to 923 code for a protein of 268 amino acids. Gene Ontology annotation, biological process: mitochondrial translation. Lineage: Eukaryota; Metazoa; Arthropoda; Insecta; Hymenoptera; Apidae. Gene Ontology annotation, molecular function: structural constituent of ribosome.
UUAAAUCCUAUUUAAUAUGUUAUGAUUUCUUUAUAUAAUAAACUUUUAUUUCAUUAAAUUUUAUGUCAAUGUUGAAUCAGAAAUCUUAUUGUUAGUAACGAAAUAUACUUGGUAAAAUGGCAACUUUCACCAAGAUUGUGCAGAUUUCGAGAGCUGUAAAUAAUGUGACGAAAUUGUUUACAAAUUUAGUUUUAUCGCAAAAUAUUAACUCUGUUAGAAGUUCAAUGUUCAUUCAAAGGAUGCCUACUUUACAAUGUGGUCUCAUUCACACUACAUCUAAACGUAAUGACUUGAUGGAAUUUUUUGAUGAUCCAAAAAAUUGGGACAAAGAUAAAGUACGUGUAGGCCGUUCUUGGCGAAAAGAUGAACUAAGAUUAAAAAGCAAUGAAGAACUUCAUAAAUUAUGGUAUGUGUUAUUAAAAGAACGCAAUAUGCUGUUAACAAUGGAAGAAAUUUAUAAGCAAGAACAUAAAUAUUUUCCAAAUCCUGAACGAAUUGAUAAAGUUGAAGAUAGCAUGGCUAACUUAGAGUCAGUAGUUCGUGAAAGGAAUAGAGCAUAUUACAUGCUUGAAACUGGAACAACUGGAGAACGACCCGUAUCAUUAAGAUAUAGUCCUCUUGGUUUGCGUUACCGUUAUCGAUUGCGGCAGUAUUCUAGACCAAAACAUGCAAAUUCUGAAUGGCACAAAACACAUAAAUUUGGUUAUGGUGGAUAUGCAGUGUCUAAAUUUUUGCGACUUUAUAGAGAGAAAUUAUGGAAUGAAAAACGUAAAUCAAGAAAUCGUCAAAUAAAUAGGGUAGCUACUUUGAUGCGGAUUUUCCCGAACCUUGAUAUGGAAGCUGUGAAAGAACAGUAUCCAUUGGCAGAUAUAGAAAAGGUAAAGAAGUUGAGAAAGACAGAUGGACAUUUUGUACGUGAUUAAAUGCCUUUUUUCAUUACAUAGAAUUAAAAUAGAGUAAUAUUGAUAAAAAUAUUUUAAAUUAAGAUAA